Molecule: messenger RNA, 3276 nt
Organism: Solanum dulcamara
Lineage: Eukaryota; Viridiplantae; Streptophyta; Magnoliopsida; Solanales; Solanaceae
Exons: 1
Coding region: 1-3276 (1091 amino acids)
Molecular function (GO): nucleic acid binding
Source: RefSeq, a predicted model, not a curated record
AUGACAGGUGGAGAAGAAUUUAACGCUGCUGCAAACAUAAUGAUACCAGUAGAAAAUCCUGAAAGUUCUCAAAAUAUAGCCGACAUCCAAAAUGACGAGAAGAUGGCUCACAUGGCGCAAGAGCUUGAGAUUUUGAGAGAGGAACUACGUCAAGUGCGAGACUUGGCCAAGCUUUCGGCUACUACCUUCCCAAGUUUCAAGAUGCCCAGCUACCUCCCUAGAGCUGACCUGCCUCCUACAGAUUCUCCAAACAUGCCUAAACGUGCUCCUGUUCAUGGUCAAGCACCAUUAGCUCAUCCGUCUGCAAUCAGGACUGCUCCUGACCUUCCCACUCAAGACCCCGUCACACCUACCUACCCAGUGACAAACCAGAUAUUUGGAGCACACACCGUCGCCCCUUAUGAUUCACAGAUCCCACCUGUAUAUGCUGUUGAGGCCCCUACUUUCACGACACCGGUUAGGGUCAAGGUCCCGCAUGAGGUGGACCAAUAUGCAGAGAUGGAGAAGGAUGCUCGAUUGAAAGAAGAUAAGUCAAUAAACGCUCAACUUCGAGGUCUAAGAAAGGCGUUGAAAAACCUACAAGUCACUAGGGGAACAGAGAGCCUAGAUUAUGAUGACUUAUGUAUCCACCCAGAUAUUGACAUGCCGGUAGGAUACAAGCCCCCAAAGUUUGACAUAUUUGAUGGAAAGAGCGAUCCUCACGCACAUCUGAGGGCAUACUGUGACAAGUUAGUCGGUGUAGGGAGAAAUGAGAAACUAAGAAUGAAGUUGUUCAUUCGAAGUCUAUCUGGAGAAGCGUUGACCUGGUAUACACGCCAGGAUCCUCGCAAAUGGUAUAACUGGCAGGAAAUGGCUGAGGAUUUCAUGAAUCGUUUCAGAUUUAAUACUGAAAUCACUGCGGACAGGUUCUCAUUAGCCAACAUACAAAAGAAACCAUCGGAGGACUUCCAGGAGUAUGCACGACGUUGGAGAACCGAGGCUGCAAGGGUUCAACCACCGCUCGAUGAGAGUGAGCUCUCAAAAUACUUUAUUCGAGCACAAGAAGGUAUCUACUUUGACAAGAUGAUGUCAAUGAUGGGCCAAAAGUUUGCAGAAUUGGUCAAAAUGGGAGAUUUUAUAGAGGAAGGCAUCAAAUCAGGUAAAAUUCAGUCCAUGGCUGCAUUGCAAGCUGCAAGUAAGGCCAUACAAUCAGGAUCCAUUGGUGGCAUCAAGAAGAAAAGGGAGGAUGUUUCAGUCGUCAAUUACCAACAUGGAGGACAAUCCCACCAAUACCCAAACAAUCCCCAAAUUGUUGCACAUACUCCAUACACCUCGUAUCCAGUGUAUAAUACCCGACCACACUAUAAUCCACCUCGAGCACCAACAUACCAAAGUCCAACAAGACCACAUGUCCCACUCCAAGCACCAACCCACCAAAACAGACCAGCAUAUGUGCCAAGACCACGUCCAAAUCUCGAAGCCAGAAAUACUCGCACCUAUACACCCAUUGCUGAACGUUAUGCUCAAUUGUUUGAAAGGUUAAGGAUAGCAGGAGUACUACAUCCAGUUGAGGGAAAACUCCCCGACCUAAUCCCUUACAAUUUUGAUGGAAACAAGCGAUGCGCUUACCACUCGGGAAUCCAAGGGCAUGACACAGAAGAUUGUUAUGGCUUGAAAAACCAGGUUGAGACGUUGAUCAGAAGAGGAAUAAUAAAAUGCACUCCAACACCUCCGAAUGUGAACAACAACCCUUUGCCAAAUCAUGAGAAUCGAGAAGUCAAUAUGAUUUCUCUAGAAGAAGAGUACAACUUGGGAGAAACCAUCGCGCCUGUCUGGAACGCCGAAGAAGCUGCCACUGCAUCUCUAGUGCAACCUGUUAUCACUGUUCAACUAAGAGAACCUUUUACUGUCCAAACAUAUAUCCCGAGAGUUGUAGUUACCACUACAGUUGCUAGAAAGGCUGAGUUUGACACCAAAGGAGUCCCAUGGGAUUAUAAAACAGAAGCCAAGGGCAAGAUGAUUGACGCCGCUGUGGCUCAGGGGAUGACUAGAUCAGGAAGGUGCUAUACUCCCGAGAAUCUGAAUCAAGGAGUUAUUGGGAAGGAGCCGAAUCCCAAGAAGAAUGUUACGGAUGCUGAAGUCACAGAAUUUUGGAGAAAGAUGCAGCCGAAAGACUAUUCAGUCGAGGAGCAACUGAAGAAGACAUCGGCUCAUAUAUCCAUAAUGUCUUUGCUAAUGAGUUCUGAGGCUCAUAGGAAUGCUUUGAUGGAGGUGUUAAAUGGGGUUUGCAUUCCAAAAGAGACCGCAAGUGAAACCUUAGAUGCAACAAUUGGACAAGUGUUGGAAUCUAACAAAAUCUCUUUCCAUGAUAAUGAGCUACCAACGGAAGGGACUGGACACAACAAAGCACUUCAUAUCGCGGUCAAAUGUCGUGAUAAGAUUGUGACCCGAGUUCUGAUUGAUGGCGGUUCUGGAUGUAACAUCUGCCCUUUCACAACUAUGAGAGUUUUAGGCUUGAAUAUGGGAGAUAUAGAGGAAAGUCGUGUAAAGGUGAGAGCUUUUGAUGGAGCACAGAGAAGCGUCAUUGGAGAAAUCCAUCUCACAUUGCAAGUGGGACCAGCAGAAUUCCCUAUUUUAUUUCAAGUGAUGGAUGUGUCAUCGAACUACAACCUGCUGCUGGGAAGACCAUGGGUCCAUAUGGCAAAAGCAGUCCCUUCAACUCUUCAUCAAUGUGUAAAGUUUGAGUGGGGUCACACAGAAGUUACUGUUCAUGGGGAGCUCAAUCACCCCAUUUAUUCUGUCAAUUCUGUUCCAGUAACUGAGGAAUUAGAUGGAGCCACUUUUCACACUUUAGAAAUCAUGCAAGCUGUGAGGAUUGACGAGAAGUUAGAGUCGGUUGGUGUGAAAUUGUCAGGGGCAGCGAAGAUGGUCGCAGCAGAGAUGUUGAAAUACGGGUAUCAGCCUAAGACAGGACUUGGACCCAGGGCCAAUGGCAUAGUUGAACCCAUCCAGUUGAAGCAUCAGAAAGGUACCACUGGACUCGGAUAUGGAUCUACAUCGGGACGAGUCCACAACAGGGGAUCCAUCAAGAUAACGUUUGUACCAGAGCAAGUUCCGAUUCUAGAUCACGCAUCUGACGAUGACAUAGUGGAAGGAAUAGGAAAUUUGUUCGUGGCCAUGAUUGGAGAAGAGGAAGAGAUAGAUCUCCGCAAAUUGAGCAUCCGUGAUUCCAAGCCUGGAGAAAGCUUGCAGAAUUGGACCGUCAGUCCUUCCCUGUUUCGACAAAAGUCCUGGUAG